UAAAUACUUUACUUCCGCAACACCUUUUACAGAGGCAAGAUUCAAUUGAAGACUGUCUUAUAGUUUUGACUUACACGCAGCUUGGCUGGCAAUGGCUUCCACAAGCGCUCAAAUGGCAUCUGAUUCUUCUCCAUUCGACCUUGGAUGGACUUAUGACGUGUUCUUGAGUUUUAGAGGGGAAGACACCCGUUACAAUUUCACCGAUCACUUAUAUAAUGCUUUGGUUGGAAAAGGCAUUAUAACUUUCAGAGAUGACCAACUUAUGAGAGGAGAAAAAAUUGUGCCAGAGCUUCUAAAUGCUAUUGAAAAAUCAAGAUCUUCCAUUGUUGUUUUCUCAAAAACUUAUGCUCAUUCAAGGUCGUGCCUAGACGAGCUUGCAAAGAUCAUGGAGUGCAGCCGGAAAUAUGGGCAAAUAGUAUUGCCAAUUUUCUACCAUGUGGAUCCAUCGGAUGUACGUAAACAAACAGGGAGGUUUGGAGAUGCAUUCACCAGGUAUGAAGAAAAUUGGAAGAACAAGGUACAAAGUUGGAGGGAGGCCUUGACUGAAGCAGGCAAUCUUUCUGGAUGGCAUGUAAAAGUGGGGUAUGAAUCAGAGCAUAUCAAGAAAAUUACUACCACCAUCGCCAAUAGAAUAUUGAAUUGUGAAAUCUUGUCUGUUGGGAAUAAUUUAGUUGGAAUGGAUUCCUAUUUUAAAAAAAUAAGUUUUGGACUAAGUAUGGAGUCAAAUGAUGUUUGCAUGAUUGGGAUAUGUGGAAUUGGUGGAAUAGGUAAAACAACCAUUGUUAGAUAUAUAUAUAAUAAAAUUUCUUGGGGAUUUGAAUGUAGUAGCUUCCUUGAAGAUGCCAAAAAGGUUUACAAAAAUAAAGGUCUACUUCGUUUACAAAAGCUACUUCUUAAUGAUAUCCAAGAGGGAGGAAAUCCAAAGAUAAGCAACAUUCACCGAGGAGCCCAAGUGAUACAAAAUAGUCUUUACCUUUGAAAGGCUCUUAUUGUUUUUGAUGAUGUUGAUGAUAUGGAUCAAUUAGAAUUUUUAGUUGGAAAUCAUGCUUGGUAUGGUAAAGGAAGUAGAAUCAUCAUCACAACUAGAGAUAAACAAUGCCUAAAUACGCUUAAAGUGGAUUACCUAUAUGAGGUUGAAGGACUAAAAGACUAUGAAGCACUUAAGCUCUUUAGUCAAUAUGCCUUUGAACCAAAUCUUCCAAAAGAGGAUUUUAAAUUUCUCUCAUAUCGGGUGAUACAUUAUUGUGAAGGUCUUCCAUUAGCUUUGAAAGUUUUGGGUUCUCUUUUAUGUGGCAAGACAAAAGGUGAAUGGAAAAGUGAACUACACAAAUUGGAAAAAGAACCUGAAAUGAAAAUUCAAAAUGUGCUUAAAAUAAGCUUUGAUGGAUUAGACACUACACAACAAAUGAUACUCCUUGACAUUGCUUGUUUUUUUCAAGGUGAAGAUAAAGACUUUGCUUCAAAAAUAUGGGACGGUUAUGAAUUGUAUGGUGAAAUAAAUAUAAGAGUUCUAUCGGAGCGAUGUCUUAUAACUUUCUCAAACAAUAGGCUACAUAUGCAUGGUUUGAUCGAGAAAAUGUGCAAGAAAAUUGUUCGAGAACAACAUGCCAAAGACACUAGCAAAUGGAGCAGAUUAUGGAAUCCAGUUGAUAUCUAUUGUGCGUUUGUAAGUGAAGAGGGGAUGGAAAAUGUUGAAACCAUUUCUCUAGACUUGUCUAGAUCAAAAGAAAAAUGGUUCACUGCAAAAAUAUUUGCCCAGAUGAAGAAAGUGUUUGCCAAGAUGAAGAAACUUAGAUUGCUCAAAGUCUAUUAUAGUCUUGGCGAUGGGCAUAAAAUGUCUCUUCCUAAAGACUUUGAAUUUCCUCCUAAUUUAAACUAUCUUCAUUGGGAAAGUUUAGUGUCUUUGCCUUCAAAUUUUCAUGGAGAGAAGCUUGUUGCAAUCAACUUGAAGUCUAGCAACAUAAAAGAACUUUUGAAAGGGGAGAAGUGUUUUGCAGAAUUGAAGUUCAUUGAUCUAAGUAACUCACAACAGCUCAUCAAAAUACUGAAAUUCUCAAGGAUGCCAAAAUUGGAGAAACUUAAUCUUGAAGGUUGUGUAAGCUUCAGCAAACUUCAUUCAUCUAUUGGCACAUUUUCUGAGAUGAAAUUUUUGAGAAAGCUUAAUUUUAGUGAGAGUGGAAUUAGAGAACUCCCAAGCAGCAUUGGGUCCUUGAUAUCUCUUGAAACUCUUAAUCUCUCAAAGGUUCAAAGUUUGAGAAAUUCCCUGACAAUUUCUUUGUGAAUAUGAGACAUUUAAAGACGCUUUGGUUAUCUCAUAGUGGUAUUAAAGAACUCCCAACCAACAUUGAGUGCUUAGAGGCUCUUGAAAGUCUGGUGCUCGAAGGUUGCUCAAAUUUUGAGAAGUUCCCUGAGAUCCAAAAGAAUAUGGAAAAUCUGUGGAAUCUUAAUCUAGAUGAUACUCCUAUUAAAGAAUUAUCUUGCUUGAUAGGUCAUCUUUCCCGACUUCAAUUCUUAGAUUUGAGCAAAUGCAAAAACUUGAGGAGUGUUCCAAGCAGCAUUUUACAGUUGAAAUCCCUGCACCUCUGCUUUCUCAGUGAUUGUUCAAAUCUAGAGAUUUUUUCGGAGAUCAUAGAGGAUAUGGAACAUUCAAAAGGCCUUUCUUUACGUGAAUCAGCUAUAACAGAGCUGCCAUCAUCAAUUGAACGUCAAAUAUGUGUGGCAAGGUUGGACUUGAGCAAUUGUGAGAACCUUGAGACUCUUCCAAACAGCAUUGGUAUGACGUGUGUUAGUGAACUUCUUGUUCGUAACUGUCCAAAGCUCCACAAAUUGCCCGACAAUCUGAGAAGCAUGCAGUUAAAAGAACUAGAUGUAAGUGGUUGCAAUCUGAUGGCAGGAGCAAUCCCCGAUGAUUUAUGGUGCUUGUUCUCAUUGCAAAGGUUAAAUGUGAGUGGAAACAACAUUGAUUGCAUACCUGAUGGCAUCAUUCGUCUUUCUCGCUUGCAUUUCCUUUUCAUGAAUUACUGCUUGAUGCUUAAAGAAAUUCCAGAGCUUCCAUCAAGUCUAAGAUGGAUAGAAGCACGUGGUUGUCCACUCCUGGAAACUUUAUCAAGUGAUGCAAAGCAUCCACUCUGGUCCUCUCUUCGCAACUGCUUAAAAUCACAAAUUCAGGAUUUUGAAUGCCCAAUAAUCGGGAUGCACAACUGUGUAAGUGUUUUCAUUCCAGGAAGUAGUGAAAUACCAGAGUGGAUAAGUCAUAAGAGUAUGGGAAAUGAAAUAACAAUAGAUCUCCCAAAGAAUUGGUAUGAAGAUAACAACUUCUUGGGAUUUGCUUUAUUCUGUCAUCAUGUUCUAGUUGAUGAUGACAUAUGCAAGGCAUUUCAAUGUGAUAUUUUUGCAUUUGAUACUCUUCGAUUGUUGAUAUCCGAUGGUGAUCAAUUUGGACGCGUGGAGAAGAUAGAGUUUAUUAUGGAUAUGAAUCUAGACAUAAAGAAUAGCACAUUAUUUGCAGAUGCAGCAUUGAUGGUGGUCUAUUUCCCUCAGAUUGCCAUUUCAAGUGAGUAUCGAUCUAAUAGGUGGAACAAGUUUAAGGCUGGCUUUUCGUCCUAUCUUAGGCCUAUCACCAAAGCAAGUUGUGGGAUCCAUCUCAUCUAUGCGCAAGAUCAUCCUCAACAGAGCCUUCAACUAUUCAAUGUCAAAAGAAGCCAUGAUGAUACAGAGGAUCACCCACAUCACAAAAGAUCAAAACAUGUAUAGUUUCCGGCUCCCUCCGCCAAGAGUAAAAUUGCUCAUGAUUCAAGAUUUAAUUCUUAAAGUUGGAGAGUGCUUGGAGGCAAGAAGGUUAUUCUUAUUCUCUUCUUUCCUUUUUUAAUUAUUGUAAGGGUUCAAUAUUUCCUAGUGUUGUCUAAUUGUCUCCUAGGUGACUUCUUUCCCUUUCUGUAGGCAUUAUUAAGUAUAUAUAUAAGCAGUGAUUUUAAAUCUAAAACUUAAUUAUACUAUUUGCCUUUUGAGUAGCUAGGAUUAAGACUUCUUGAGUAAAAGAAGGAAUCUCUAUACUGUACUCUUUCUUCCCCACUCUUCCUUCCCCUUUAGCACAUUGCUUUGCAGAAGUAGCAUUUGUUAUCUCACUGACACUUGGUGUGAACCUGUUGUCUGCAUAGCUUGCCUAUAUAGGCAAUAUAUAGAGUGAUUUAUCACAACAGGAUUUAUCACAACAGGU
Vitis riparia (riverbank grape) is the source of this 4216-nucleotide messenger RNA. Its product is annotated as disease resistance protein RPV1-like. NCBI's taxonomy places the organism in Eukaryota, Viridiplantae, Streptophyta, Magnoliopsida, Vitales, Vitaceae. The record is from RefSeq and is a predicted model, not a curated record. The transcript has 6 exons. Bases 2284 to 3753 code for a protein of 489 amino acids. Gene Ontology annotation, molecular function: protein binding.